UGAACCGGGGGGAAGAAGGCGCCUCAAGAGGAAUGGAGCUGGAGGGAGUAAUCCAAGAGGACGUAACAGAGCAGGAGAUGGAUGCUGAGGAGAACAUCACAGAGCUCAAUGGAACACUUCAGGAGAUCCUCCCAGAGCUGGAGGAAAGCAAACCAGACGAUAUUCUAGAGGAGGCUGGAAGACCACAGGAAGAGGAGAUCACAGUGUUUGAUGGAGCCGUUCAGGAGGAAAUCCCAGGUGAGACUGGGAGGGAGUACGAGUUUGUCAUGGAUAUAGCUGGAGGAGCCCGGCCAAAGAUCAAGGAGCAGCAUCAUGGAGGACAAGAAGAUGCUUUUAUUGAGCCAUCUACAGAAACCCUGAUGGGAAGUACAGAGCAAGUUGGAGCAGGGCAGGAUGUGUUCAGAGGGUGGGCAACAGGAACCCACAAGAAGAUCCUGAGGCAGGUUGGAAGAUCUUGGGGGGAAGUCACAGAGAGAGUGGGAAGAGUUCAGGGGAAGAUGGCAGAACAGGACAGCCAAGGCCAAGAAGCAGGCCUGAAACUAGUCAGGGACUUGUUGGCAGUCGUCACCAGAUCUGACCUUCCCCUGGAGGAAAAGCUGGAGCUGGAGUUUGUGACUCUUCAGUUUAUGAUGGGAGGCAAUGUUCACUUGCUUGGGGAGCUGCAAAGCCAAGCGGUGGUGGAGAACUUCCGCCAAGAAGUGUUUGCAAAAUUCCCCAUCCCAGCUUUCCAUGUGACUAGCUCAGUGAUCUGCUGUGACCAAGCAGCAAGCCAAAGGCCUGAAAGAACCCAGCUCUCAAGUGAAAAUGGCUGCUCCAGGCAACAAGAAAGAAUCUACUCUCAGCUCAUCUUCUUCCUGUGCAGAGCCCCUUUCUUAAAGUCCUGGGACCAACUGGACCGACUGGCGGAAAUGCUGCACAAGCUGAAGAGCUGCAUCUAUUAUAAUCCAGUGGCCCUGGUUGGGGUCAUUGUGCAAGUGGAUCCAGAUCCAAGUUUGGAUGCAGAACAGGAGGCUCGGGCACGCCGCUGGCUAAGGUGUUUGUUAGACGGAUUUUUCUGCUGUGACUUAUUGUUAGACCAUGAUGGGACAGAGCCAGAAGUUCAGGUUCAGGUAGCUGUCUAUCAGUCAGGCCAGCCAGAGCGCGCUUUGGAAGUCAAGAGGGCAGCAUGUCAGGCAAUACGAGCAGCUCUGAAGUUCUGAAUAGGCACCAUUGAGGACCAGUCUCACAUCAGCUCUUCAGUAACACACAAGUUUUUGCUCAGCACUGGAACAUCAUUUAAAAUUCAGAUUAUUCCC
Sceloporus undulatus (fence lizard) is the source of this 1295-nucleotide messenger RNA. RefSeq lists its product as uncharacterized. NCBI's taxonomy places the organism in Eukaryota, Metazoa, Chordata, Lepidosauria, Squamata, Phrynosomatidae. The record is from RefSeq and is a predicted model, not a curated record. The coding region runs from base 33 to 1199 and encodes 388 amino acids. The transcript has 2 exons.